This is a messenger RNA of Sitophilus oryzae (rice weevil), 1893 nucleotides long. RefSeq names its product pentatricopeptide repeat-containing protein 2, mitochondrial-like. Gene Ontology annotation, molecular function: RNA binding. The record is from RefSeq and is a predicted model, not a curated record. The transcript has 7 exons. Lineage: Eukaryota; Metazoa; Arthropoda; Insecta; Coleoptera; Curculionidae. Gene Ontology annotation, biological process: mitochondrion organization; multicellular organism development; regulation of mRNA processing. Bases 296 to 1495 code for a protein of 399 amino acids. Gene Ontology annotation, cellular component: mitochondrion.
ACAGACAAAAGACAAAAGAACAGGACGCCGACGUGCAUAAAAAUGUUCCGUAGCAGAAAUUGACAGAAAUCAUAUAGAAAUAUUCAGAUUUUUUCUAGGACAGUCUAGAAGGCCAUGCUUUCUGCCUGGGUAGAACCGCGCCACAACUGUUUCAAAAGGAGACGUUAACUGAAAUAUUUACUUUACUAACCUAACAUCCAGAAAUAAGAAGAAGAAAGCACCAUUUUGAUACAUAAAGAUUGGUUUAAUCCAGUUUAAUCAGAAAUCUCUAUUUAAUUAAUAUUUUUAUUCAACAAUGGCAAAUACUUUGUCAGGAGUGUUUAGAAAUUAUUUAUUAUCCACUUCAAUUUCCAGAAUAAAUAAAUUAGGAGUUUUAUCGGAUUAUGCCCCAGGACUUAGGAAGCUAUAUGCUAAAGCUACGUUGGGCAUACCUGCUUUCCAGGAGCAACGUGAGAGAAUUCAACAUCAGAUGAAAAAUAUAUCAGACAAAUUCAGGGAAAAAAUGUCAGAAUAUACUUCAGAUGAUUCCAAAAAUAUGAUUUUUACCGAAGAUUUGAAAAAUAUGAUUUAUAUUUCUCAAGACGAUAAGGACAUAGAACUAGUCAUCAAAAUGAUGAAGAGGUAUAACACUCAAAAUAAAUCUUUGAGAUUUGGUAAUUUUAUAUUUGGACCAGUUAUUAUGAGACUGUUUUACAUUCAUAACAAGCCUGAAUUGGCCUUGGAGUGCUUUAAAUCUGAUGAAUUGUCUGUUUCCUUUGACCAGUUAAUGUCUUACCAAAUAUUGCUAGAUCUACUCUAUGAAAAUAAGAAAUAUAAGGAAAUCCUGGAAGUUGCCAAUAUUAUAAAAGCAAAACAAAUUGAGGGAAGUAUUACUCCCAAAAAUGUCGUAGUUUUGGUAUUAGCUGCAUGUUAUAAAUUGAAAUCCAAAGAAUCUUUUGACUAUGCAAUAAAACUCUGGAGUGAUCUUCAAAAUACUGGACAUCAACCUAUGAGAAGGGCAGUCACAUUUUGUGCUGCUUUAGCUUUGAAUCAAGAUCGACCAGAUAUAGCUUUAGAAGUGUUAAGCACAUGCAAAAAUCAGAAUUACACUACCAUUAGAAAUUUAAAAAUUUUGGCCCUGUGUAGUAUAGGGCGAAUAGAGGAAGUGAUUCCUAUAUUAAAGAGUGUCCUUAAUGAGGACACUCCAUCAGUAAUAUCGCAGGUUCAUACAUUUAACAGAGAUGUUAUAGAGAGGAUUAGGGAAAGUGUGAAAUCAUCAGAUAAUCCAGAAGUAGCCUUAGAAUUUAACAGAUUAGAAGAGGUAUUCAAAAAGCAAGGAAACAUUACUGAAAAUACAUUAGAUGAUCAACUUUGCUCAGAAAUUCAACAGCCUCCUAUUAGAUCCAAUAGGGACUUUGUUCCAAGACAACAGUUCCAGAAUAGGCAACAACCUAAUGACAGUUUUCAAACAAGACGUCCUAGUUACAGAAGGCCUGGCUUAGCAGACCUUGUCUAAUUGUCUUAUCGUUUAGGAAACUAUGAAAUUACAAUAAAGAACUAUAUUUGAGACGUUUACUGCAAAAGUAGAAAAAUCUAUCCCUCUCUUUAAAGAUAGGCCCCUUUUACAUAUUUUAUAUAUGUUCGUACAUAGAUUUCUAGUGAAGAGGUAAAGAAAUGUGAAAAUUGAAAGUGCACUUUUACAAUCUUCACAUUUGUACGAUCUAUGUACAAAUGUGAACUCAGUGGCUCAUCUUUUAAGAAAAUAGAUUACUAAUUUAGGCAAGUACACAAAUCAAACUAAACCUGUUGAUAUCUAGAAACCUAUAUUUUAGUAGUUAGGCCACUCUUGCCGUAAACGCCUUAUUUAAUAUUUAGACAAAAAUAUACUAAAGUAAAACUUUUAUUAAAUCAUCA